AUGGCCAACUCAUCUGGUGAAACACCCAAGCCAGACCUCCCACGUCCCGAAUACCCAGUUUCGAUCGGUCGGAAGUUUGACCCUGAUGGAAAAGUACUGCCUUUUCCCGGAAACACGAUCAUCUGUCAUCUCUCUCCAGACCACGCCUUGUACCGUGCGAUGCUAGAUCUGCAUAAUGCACUGAAGCAGCACAAGUUUGCACAUCUCUAUACCUUGCUCCCGCCCGAAAGCUGGCAUAUGACUGUCUUUGAAGGCGUUACCGAUCAGAUUCGCAAGCCUCAUGUCUGGCCAGCAGACUUGCCUCUCGAUGCUCCCUUGGGCAGAUGCACAGAUCUCUUCAAAGAGAAGCUCCAAAACUUCGUUUUCGACAGUGAACCAUCGUUCCAACUGACUAUUGUUGGUUAUGAUCCACUGGUAGAUGGCAUUGCCCUGAAAGCCGUCCCCGCUACUGCUGCCGACGAGGCCAGGCUUCGCGGCCUUCGCAAUCGUCUUUCUGAGCUCCUGCAGUUACACCAUCCUGCUCAUGACAGGUAUUCCUUUCACAUGAGUCUCGCAUACAUCCUACGCCGUCUAGAUAACCAGCAGCAUCAGGAGCUCUGGGAGUUUCUAGAAGAGUACCGUUCCAGACUGCCGGCUCAUUUUCAAUUGGGGGCUCCGGAAUUCUGCACCUUCGACGACAUGUUUGCUUUCAAGCGGCAACUCUUUUUGGGGGGAAAGUCCUGA
Messenger RNA from Cladophialophora immunda, 723 nucleotides. RefSeq lists its product as uncharacterized. NCBI's taxonomy places the organism in Eukaryota, Fungi, Ascomycota, Eurotiomycetes, Chaetothyriales, Herpotrichiellaceae. The record is from RefSeq and is a predicted model, not a curated record. The transcript has a single exon. Bases 1 to 723 code for a protein of 240 amino acids.